CAAAAUUUAGCUUGUCCUGUCCUAUGAAGCGCGGGCAGGCGCCGAUCACCGCCUUCUUCCAGCGCAAGCAGGUGCGCCGUAUCAGCAUCGAGUCCGUCGACAGCGACAACAACAAUGACGACGUCACCACCUCUGCCUCCACUUCCACCGUUCUGCAGCUCAACGAUGCUGAAGACCCAAUAGAAGAUGCCUCAGACCAAGACGAGUCGGAGGCACAAAUCGUUAAACCCAAUGCAACCGCGCGUCGAGAAGCCCGCGAGGAUCUGACAGCGAUCCUGCAGCGCCGUGAGCUUGUGGGCUGCGGAUCAACGCGUCAGGCCAUCGGUGGAGGAGGACAGGGACUGCGACGGAGUCGGAGACGCAAGCAGCAAAUAGUGCGUUGGGCGCUCACUAACUUCCAGCGGCUGCCGAUUGAGCUGCAGCUGGCCCCACAUUGGGAGCGACAGGCGGGCGCAAUGAGCAUCGAGUCCUUCUACACUAGUUGCCUCGAGUUCGACGCCCAAGGGGUUCUGUUGGCGGCAGGAGCGUCCAAUGGGAUCAUCGCACUCUACGACUUCGACGACGUCUUUCACCGCAGUUUGAAUCUCGGACAGAAAAUGCACAACAAACGCGUGAAGGAGACAGAGGAUGAAGAAGAACAGAAGAUGAAGGAUGAGGUUCUGCAUCCGAUCCACACGAUAUUUACUCCGUUUGAAGUCAAGCGUAUCCGCUGGAAUCCGCUGAAUGAGGACGAGAUUGCGUGCUCGUUUACGAAUCGCAAUGAAAUCUACGUGUUCGAUUUACGCAAAUUCCCGAGUAAACCCCACAAAGUGUUGAAGAGCUCCAAUCAACCUUCCAGCGGAUACAAUGAUCUGUUGUAUCUACCUGCAGCGCAGUCAACAGUGCCAAUUUCACGACAACUGAAGGCGAAGUCGACAUCAAACGCGGUGAACAUCAUUGCAGGCGAUAUGGAUGGAGCUAUUCGUAUGUGGGACACGCGCUUCCCAUUGCGACCAGUGUGGAGCUUUCUUGCAGGGUCGGUGCCGAUUAACGCAUUGCUGUUGUCUCCAAACAAGCAGUUUCUCAUCUGCGGCAACGAAGCUGGAAUCCUCAUGACCUACGAUAUUCAGCACAAAGUUGUUCCAGCGUUUGGAUCCAAGCCUGUACCUCAGCGAAAGGCAUCAUUUAACGUAAUGGAGGUGAUCAAACCAUACUUGUCGCCUGUAUUGAUUGAGUCUGUGCUCCUCUCCAGCCGAUAUGGAUCUCCUGGCAUUAUGUCGAUGCGCCUGAUGCCACAGUCGGAAACACAAGUGCUGUGCCAGUUGCGUAACGAUUGGGUAGUGGUCAUCGACUACCUCUAUGGCUCUGUUGUGAAGCUGCACACGUUCAUUCGAGGAUUAACGCCAAGAGAAAAAGCGAAGGCAGAUCCGUCUCCGUCUGUUCUCUCAAUGGCUUCAGAAAGCGAGUACCAACGGGACUUCUUGCCUCGGUCGCUCCGUAACUCGUGGCUUUCUUGCCACCGUUGCGCGGGCACCUUGUUGUUUGACGAUUCUAUCAUGUGCACGGGGAUCCACGAUGUUACGAGUUUGAACGUGAUCGAUUUACAUCAAUUACGGCGUAUGGAGGUUUCCAAACCCACCAAGAAAGACGAUGCUAACGAGGUGGACACAGCAAAACCCGACAAACCUGGACUACCAGUGGUCGAGCGACUCGAUCGGUUCCGAAUCCCUAUGGACAGCAUUAUUACUGCUGUGGUUGCUCAUCCGAAUCAACACGCAGUACUGUGUGGCGGCGAAAAUAUGAGAUUAAAGGUUAUGGGGGUAAUGGGUCAACGCAGGGAAUGGUCAUAAAAGUUAAACGAAGCAUGAAUGUGCCACAAAGCUGCGAGUAAGAUACACAAAUUUUGUGGUUUAAUGAAACGCGGGUGGAACUUUGUACUUGCCCCUGCUUACUGUACUCACAGGAAUGCUUAUGUUAAUCUACUAUUUACUACCCGAGCUAUGCGGUGGUAAUAUAUGUU
Molecule: messenger RNA, 1999 nt
Organism: Phytophthora nicotianae INRA-310
Lineage: Eukaryota; Oomycota; Peronosporomycetes; Peronosporales; Peronosporaceae
Exons: 6
Coding region: 24-1829 (601 amino acids)
Molecular function (GO): protein binding
Source: RefSeq, a predicted model, not a curated record